CUGCAAUCAAGUUACAGCUAGCCAUUAAUUUUGUUGUGUCUCGCCUCGCCAUGGAACAGUUUCAGUUGCUGCAGGAGUCCUUAUCGUUGUCAACAUCAGCCAAUAUCCCUUUCCUCCUCCUCCUCACCUUAUUUACGGCCAUCCUGCUAGCAAUUACCAGCUUGAUCUCCAAGAGACCAUCUAAGAGUACAUUGCCGCCAGGCCCAUGGAAGCUGCCGGUGAUAGGAAACCUCCACCAGCUGGCGCUGACCGCGUCCCCGCCGCAUCGCCGCCUCCGCGACAUGGCCGAAAACUACGGGCCCGUGAUGCAGCUCCAGCUUGGGGAGCUGCACCACGUGGUGGUCUCCUCCGCGGAGGCCGCCAGGGACGUCCUGAACGUGAGCCGCGGCACUGGCCAAGCCGCGGUGGAUCUGGGGGAGAUCCUGUUCUGGGUGUCGAACCGAGUGAUCGCCCGGUCUGCUUUCGGUUCGGUCCGGGAGAACACAGAAUCUUUCAUGGCCGUGGUGAACAGUAUGUCCGAUGCGCUUAGCGGCUUGAGCGUCUCCGAUCUCUACCCUUCCGUCAGAUUUCUUCCAUGGCUGACCGGAUUUCGAGCCAAGCUCACCGCUCUGCAUCGAGAAGCGGAUGUCAUACUUGAGGAGAUAAUCAAAGAGCACAGAGCAAGAAGAGGCAAUCGUGGUGGUGCUCAUCAUUCGGCUGCUGCAGUGGAUGAUAUCAUCGAUGUUCUUCUGGAUCUCCAGGCAAAUUGUACCGAUCUGGAAUCCCCAUUGACGGACGACAACAUCAAAGCAGUAGCUACGGAAUUAUUCCUUGCUGGGAGCGGGACUUCAUCAGUAACAAUAGAGUGGAUCAUGUCAGAGAUGAUGAGAAAUCCAAGAGUGCUGAAGAAAGUGCAAGAUGAAGUUCGGCAAACAUUCCGCGAGAAGGGGAAAGUUGAUGAAGAAGGCCUAGUCGAAUUGAAGUACAUGAAUGCAGUUAUCAAGGAGGCUUUGAGGCUGCACCCUGACGGCCCAUUGCUUGCUCCAAGAGAAAGCCAAGAGGAUCUGGUUGUCGACGGAUAUCUUGUUCCGGCUCGAACUAAAGUUAUGGUUAAUGUCUGGGCAAUUGGGAGGGACUCGCGCUCAUGGGGUGCUGACCCCGAGGCAUUCAAUCCCGAAAGAUUUCUUGAUUGUUCAGUGGACUAUAAGGGAAGAGACUUUCAGUUCCUCCCAUUUGGUGGAGGGCGGAGGACAUGUGCAGGAAUUUCUUUCGGGAUGGCUAUUGUUAAACUUGGGCUAGCGAAUUUACUUUAUAAUUUUGACUGGGAACUUCCCGGUAAAAUGAAACCUGAAGAUCUGGAUAUGACGGAACGAUUUGGACUCACAUUACGUAGAAAGAGUCCAUUGUGCUUGGUUCCCGUUGCAUUCCAUAUUCCUGCUCCCUGACUUUCUUUGUAUCCUUUGGCUAGCUGUUUCGUUUCUUUCUUCAUUUUGGCUCUAGUUUAGCUUGCUGGUUUUUCUCCGAAUUAAGGGGCAUGCCCUUGAUCCUUGUCACUUUCAUUUCGGCAAUGCUUGAAUAAGAGGUCCGUGUGUUUGUCAGAAGAGAUUCUUGGUUUUUGAUUAACUUAUUUGGUUAAUUAAUUGUUGCUAACCUUUAGUAAAAAAUUAUUAAGUAAAGUAGACAAACCUUU
This is a messenger RNA of Linum trigynum, 1669 nucleotides long. The record is from the annotation of a GenBank genome assembly. NCBI's taxonomy places the organism in Eukaryota, Viridiplantae, Streptophyta, Magnoliopsida, Malpighiales, Linaceae.